AGGACGUCCCCUCUCUGACGUGCAGCGGGGGUGCCGUCUUUACAGCAGGCACAACUUUAAAAGCCCCCUCUGAAGAUGCUUCAUAUCCACUGACGAAGGCGUCCUUACUGACGUGUCUCUUGCGCGCAAGUUUCCCAACAGUCCUCAGCCCUCAUUUGAAAUUUAAGGGCAGAAAAAACAUUUUGAAAAGAAGUUGGAGUGUGAGUAAUUCUGACCAUCUUUUUGGAUUUCACCGACAAAUGUGGCUUCUUGGAUCAACUUCCCAAGUGAUCAUGAUGGAUGAGCGCCUGUCUCCCUCCGCACGCUCCGUCCAGAGCCCGGGGGACAACCCGUCCACCAUCCACAGCAUCGAGGCGAUACUGGGAUUUAAAGGGGACACCAUCUUCCACAAAUCAGCUUCCUACAGCGUGACAGAAAAAGUCCUACUCAGAGAUGCUGAGCGGAAUGUACUUGUGACCCCAGUGAAGAAAAAUCACUCUUCAGAAAGUUUUGACAGUGUGUGUUGCGGCGGCAGCGUAGCUGAAGCGUCUGUGUGCCCGGACUCACCGGACCGAGACGGCAAACUGUCCGAUGAUGAAAACCCAAAGAAGAAACACCGCCGGAACCGAACAACAUUCACCACUUUCCAGCUUCACGAGCUGGAGAGAGCUUUUGAAAAGUCCCAUUACCCGGAUGUGUACAGCAGAGAGGAGCUGGCGCUUAAGGUCAACCUGCCGGAGGUUCGAGUUCAGGUGUGGUUCCAAAACCGACGAGCCAAGUGGCGUCGGCAGGAGAAGCUGGAGGUGAGCUCCAUCAAACUCCAGGACACCUCCUCUUCCUCCUUGCUCUCCUUCAGCCGCUCUCCCACCAGCUCCCUGGGCUCCAAUCUGCAGCUGGACCCCUGGCUCUCCACCCCGAUCACCACCUCCACCUCCCUGCAGUCCCUGCCGGGCUUCAUCACAGGCUCUCAGGGCCUCCCGGGCACUUACACUCCUUCCCCUCCCCCUUCCAUGCCCUCUUCCAUGCCGACCUCCUUUCUCAGCUCCCCAGCCCUGGGACACAGCCCUCACCUGCCUCACAUGGGCUCCAUGUGCCCACCACCCCCGUCUUACCAGUGCUCAGCUGAUCCAAGGAACUCCAGUAUUGCCUCACUGAGGAUGAAGGCCAAGGAACAUAUUCAGUUUAUUGGGAAGACGUGGUGAUGCUGAGCGGAGGUUAAACAUGGACACGAAAACUCCAGUCUACAUCAUGCUGCAUCUUUUGAAAAACUGACUUCAUUCUCGCCCUGGUGGGAGUUUUAUUUUGGAAGUUUUAAUGAGUGAAAUCUACAAUCCGGAUCAGAGACAUCCUCGUCGCUUAUAAGGGUAACACUUCAAGCAGUAUAUAAAAUGUAAUAAAUGAAGAAUGUAAGUAGAUAAACUAUUUGUCAACAACUAUAACUCCUCCUGUGGGCACACAUAAAUGGAGGCUGAUAAAACAUGUUUCCAUAGGAGAAGUUGUUGCUCAAUAUUGUACAUUAAUAAACACUUAAGUGUCCUCAUAGCUGCUUAUAAUGACAUUCUGAUGUGUUUGUUAAAUGUUUGUAUACUGCUUAUGAAUGUUACAUAAGGUGACUUAAGGUUUAGUGCUACACUAAUCUGACACAAACUGUGAAACAUUUUUCUUCUCCUUUAUCUUCUCUGCAAACUGCGUUCACUGUAAAGUUUUACACUCAUUCACUCGCGUCCGUAUCCAUUGUUAUGUUGCCAAUAUAACAAAGUCUACUUGGAUAGUAGUAGUAUUCUACUUUUGUAAAUGGUUCACUCCUCAGUUGGAUUCAUGCUUUUUUAU
Messenger RNA from Larimichthys crocea (large yellow croaker), 1809 nucleotides. It is a transcript of the gene rax, whose product is annotated as retinal homeobox gene 3. The transcript has 3 exons. The record is from RefSeq and is a predicted model, not a curated record. Gene Ontology annotation, biological process: positive regulation of transcription by RNA polymerase II. Bases 240 to 1181 code for a protein of 313 amino acids. Gene Ontology annotation, molecular function: DNA-binding transcription factor activity, RNA polymerase II-specific; RNA polymerase II cis-regulatory region sequence-specific DNA binding. NCBI's taxonomy places the organism in Eukaryota, Metazoa, Chordata, Actinopteri, Sciaenidae.